AUGGGCGUGGGGGCUUUAAUAUACAACCUAGAAAAUCGUGCUUUCAAGAGUUUUGGAGUCAGCAACAUAAAAUCUUUAGAAAUGAGCAAGGAAACAAAAGCGAGAGUUGCUGCUGCCUUUCGUGCUAUGAAGGCUUUAAAUAUUUCUGGAGAAAAAGUGAAGCCUGUUUUGAAGAAUUUGCUGAGACUGUAUGACAAAAACUGGGCGCUAAUUGAAGAUGAAAAUUAUAGGGCCCUUGCUGAUGCUAUAUUUGAUAGAGAUCAACGAGAAGUAGAACAACGUUCAAAGAAGACUCUGAAUAAUGAUGCAGUAGAGCAGUCAAAGAAGAUUGUAAAUACUGAAAAAGAAGAAGCUCAGGUACCUGAAGAGCCUGAGAAGCUAUCCAAGAAAUUUCGACUUGGGUACCAUUACGAGAAAAGAGGGACGAAAGUUGACUCUCCUCAACUCCCAUCCCGAGAAAAGAGGCCAGCUCCUGAGAGUUCAUCCCGUGGUGCAUGUCUUAAAGAGCCUAAGAUUGAGCCUGGCGGCAUCCUUUUAUCAACAGGAAAGGCAAAUACUGAGUGUCAAGCUUCGAUUGUGCCUAAAGAUGAGCCAGUGAAUGACAAUAAGCCAUCUUUGGAGGCCAUGUCCGGCCUAGCCCCCCUUCUCCAUGAAGCCCUGAGUGGCGACUCUGAUGAGGUCGCCAAGCUAAAGGAGGAGCUUGUGAACAGUGAGGCUGCCAUCCGGGCAUUGACCAACCACCAGAAAGACCAAAGUAUGUCAAAACAUGGUCAAACAACCAUUACCAACUACAAUAUAUAA
Messenger RNA from Striga asiatica, 801 nucleotides. The record is from the annotation of a GenBank genome assembly. Lineage: Eukaryota; Viridiplantae; Streptophyta; Magnoliopsida; Lamiales; Orobanchaceae.